Hypanus sabinus (Atlantic stingray) is the source of this 5789-nucleotide messenger RNA. Its product is annotated as protein Niban 2-like. The transcript has 17 exons. NCBI's taxonomy places the organism in Eukaryota, Metazoa, Chordata, Chondrichthyes, Myliobatiformes, Dasyatidae. The record is from RefSeq and is a predicted model, not a curated record. Gene Ontology annotation, molecular function: DNA binding. Bases 2490 to 5405 code for a protein of 971 amino acids.
CUGCUGCAUUCAUCAAGUUCAAGCUUAAGUUUAUUGCUAUCUGACUGUACAUAUAUACAGCCGAAUGAUACAACAUUCCUCUGGACCAAGGCGCACCUACAAAACAUAAAUCACACACAGCACACACUGUAAAACAAAAUUCUACCACAAAUAAGUAAUAAAGUACAAUUCAAAGUGCAUGUAGUGUGCAGCACAGGUAAACAGUAAGCAGUUUGCUAUCCUAGUGUCGAGACCUUGGUGGUGGUAAGGUAUUUGUUAGUCUUUCAGCCUGGCAGUCCUAGUCCGGAUGCUUCUGUUUCUCCUUCCUGAUGGCGGCGAGUCAAAGAGAUUGUGGGAUGGGUGGUAGGGAACCCCAACAAUUGGGUUCUUCAUAUGCAACACUUCUGAUAAAUGUCACAAAUAUAGGGAGGGAGACCCUGGUGAUCCUCUUGGGAGUUUUACUGUCCUCUAUAGGGUCCUGUAGCUUCUGCACUGCACAAUAAUGCAGCCAGACAGGACGCUCUUGAUGGUUCUCCUGUAGAAAGUUGUUAGGGCAGGGAGCCUUGCAUGCCUCGAUCUCCUCGGAAAGUGCAGACAACGCUGUGUCUUCUUGACUAACAAGGAGGUAUUGUGGGUCCAGGUUAGUUCAACGUGCUGGGAUAGAACCUCUAAGAUAUUGACAUACAGGAACUUGAAGUUUCUUAACUUUACACAGCUGAUCCCUCGAUGAGGACAGGUGUGUCUUCCCCUUCCUGAAGUCCACAAACAGUUCCUUGGUCGUGCUGAUGUUGAGUGCGAGGUUAUGGUUGUGACACCACUCAACCUAUCUCACUCUUGUACAUCUCCUCUCUAUCUGGGAUCUUACAACAGGGUGUAUUCUGUGAAUUCAUCUACGGUGUUUGAGCUGUACUUAGUUUUGCUUAGAUUGGCAUAGACAUGAUGGGCCAAAGGGUCUGUUCCUGUACUAUAUCCUACUCAUAACCUUCAGCAGAAAUGGCCUGUUCCAAUACAGACAGAAAUUCAAUUACCUGAAAAUAUCGAACCUCAAGAGCUGAGGUACUGCACAUCCUGAGGAUGAGCUGCAUUCCCCUAUCCCCUAUUCUCCUAGUCCUGAUGAAGGGUCUCGGCCCGAAACGUCGACAGCGCUGCUCCCGAUAGAUGCUGCCUAGCCUGCUGUGUUCUACCAGCAUUUUGUGUGUGUUGGAUGAGCUGCAUUCUUUGGGUUUAUUGGGUUUAUAGGAGGCUACAGCAACAGGUCAGAGUGGGAGAGGGGUGGUCAAUAAAGUGCCAAGCAACCGAAAGCUUAGGAUCAGUCCUGUGGACCAACUGGUGCCCAGUCUGCGUUGGUCCUUAAGUGUCAAGGAGGCCACAUAGCGAAUGUAGGGCACUGAGCUGGGAGAAGUGCACGUGGAUCACUGUUUCACUUGGAGCGUGAAUUUGGGUCCCCGGAUGGUGGGAGUGGACAAGGUAAAAAGGGAGGUGAUGCAUAUCCUGAGUGGCUUGGGAAAGUGCUAUGAAAUUGGAAGUUGGACCAGGGAGUUACAGAGGGAACAAGCCAGGUGCCUUUACCAAUUUCACUGUCCUGUACGGUUUUUAACCUGAAUUUCUGCUCACCAAAACCUUCCCUUCCAGCUAUCAUCUGCCCCUUUUCAGCUCCUAAUCAAUAUCCAGCCACAUGCGGAGUAGCUGCAUUUACUUGGGGUCUCAGAUUAUUUGCCUGUUUUGGGGACGUGGUUAAUAUCUGCCUGUAAUUGGGGACCUUCACGAUGUUUGCCCUUGUUAGUGUGCCCCAAGGGAGGGGCUUCAGACUAUCUAUCCUUGUUCAGGGCAGCUGGCUACCUCACCAUAUUUGGGAUUUCUGGACAGCUGGCAUCCUGAACCUCUCAGGGUCCAUGGUUAUCUACUCUGAGUUUCAGAGGAUCCCGAGGUUGGCCUCAGUUUUAGUGACUCUGGGUUUUUGGGGAUCCCGGUCAAUUUGGGGGCCAAGUGAUAUUUGGAUCUUGGAUCAGGUCCCAAGGGUCUCAGAAUAUUGACCCAGUUUGGGGGUUCAAAGUUGAAGGUAAAUUUAUCAUGGAAGUACAUCUGUAUCACCAUAUACAGUCUUGAGAUUUAUUUUUCCUGAAUGCUGUCAUACUUUAAGGAUCCUGACAUAUUGCCUCAGUUCGGGAACUACCCCGGUUAUCCGUUCCCAGUUCGAGGAGCGGGGUGGUCAGUGAUAUCUGUCGCCAGUUUUGAGAGCCCAGGUACAUUGCCUAGUUCUGAGGUGACAGUGAUAGCUGUCAUCCGUUUUGGACGUGCUCGGAUAUUGCCCCAGACCGGGAUCCCGGAAUGCUUCCAUCGUUCUGGCGGUGCCGGGUUAUCUGCCCCCAAUUCUGGGGGUCCCGGGACAUCCCCCCGCCUCUCGGCCCGUACUGGAGCCCCGCCCGCCGCCCCUCCAGGCGGGGCGCAGAGAGCUCAGCUUCCGCCUUGCGCGCAAUCGGAGCCCGGGCGGACUGGACGGGACGGACGCGAUGUCGGAGGCCGACUGCAGGCGCUGGAUCGCCGAGACCAUCGAGUGGCUUCGGUCGCGGAAGGCACGGCCGGACCAGGAGCGGAUCUGUAAGAUGGUGCAGCGGCGGCACGGCGUUUCCCCGAGCCGCACCCGGCGCCAGCUCGACCGGCUGCUGCGCUCCCGCGCCGUGCUGCGGGUCCGCUACAAAGGCUCGCACUCGUACCGCAACGCCGUCCCGGGGCAGCUGGAGCCCGGGGAGAGGAGCGGGCGCUCGGCCCGGGACAGGAACUCCGGACAGCGGGGCCCAGCCCGGGACAAGUCCCGGCCCCCGGCCGAGCAGCUCAGCGUGGUGGUGACCCGGGCCCGGCACAAGGAGGUUCUGGAGCAGCAGGUGGCCCGGGCUCGGGGCAGGAAGCCGCCGGCUGAGGUGGAAGGCGAGGCGGCCGAGAGGAGGCGGCGGCUCCCGGUCACUGACAGCGGCGGUCCCGAGCGCAAGAAGACCAGGAGAACGAAAGAGGCUGAUCCAUCUGAGAGCGAAGGAAGUGAUGAAGAUGAAGACAGUGCGGCUCCAGUGAAAGGCCGUGAAUUGGAGGGACAGGGGCCUAGUGAAGCACAGAAUGAGGCGGAAACCGCCACUGAUUGCGGGAGUGAGGACAGUGAUACUGAAGGGAGCCCCGUCAAGUCGCCCGAUACGGAAGGUCACUCGGCUGAAGAUGUCAGAGAGGAGAUGUCCACUGAGGAGCAGCUUGAAGCAUCUCCGGCCGUGGGGCAGGGCACCUCACCCGACCCAGUUGGUGAGUCCGAGACCAUCACUGAAGCUGAGCCGAGAAGUGAGUCCGAAGUGCGUCUCUGCCCAGGUAGCACGGGGGAAGCUGGCUCGUCUGACGGACCUAUCUCCAUGGAGAAGAGCUGUGGUGAAGAGCCUGGUGUCCAGCAAGGUGAGGAAGAUGCUGAACUGGAGACACUCGAUCAGCUCGGGCCUGUGGUCUGUGAUACGGCAGGACUGUCCCAGUGUACAGAAGAUAGACCCCGAGCUGCAUAUGAUCAGAAGACUUCCCACCAGCUCGAAUCCCAAACCAGUGAAGGGAGGGCUGACGGGUUGCUGAAUGACAUUCGGCCCCACUGUCACCGACAGUAUGCAGCAGCCUUUCUCAGCCGCGUCUGGAACGAGCUGGAGCCUCGGGCGGACCAAGGUCCUCAGCUGCUACAGAAGAAGGAGCCCAGAGAUGCUGACCAAGUGAUUUCCAGUGGUUACAUAAUGCAGUACGUGGAAAGCAAGAAGAAAUGGAAGGAGAAAUAUUUCGUAAUGAAGGCGAGCUACGGGUUGGACUGCUUUGAAAACAAAGAGGCUGCCCAGAGAGGACUGAAAGCAGACGGCACGGUACAGCUGUCAGGGUACAUCCCGCUGAGCUCAGUCUCCGACUACAAGGAGUUAGUGAACCAAAGCUGGCCGGUCUUCAACGGCGUGGCAGACACUUACUUGGAGGAGCAGCACUUGAACUUACCAACAAGUCACCACCUCUUCCUGUGGCAUUCCUACAAACCCCACCUGCUGCUCUGUUUCCACACCGAAGAGGACUAUCACACCUGGAGCAUGGUCCUUGCCGAUGGAAUUCGACAUUUAAACACGGUGAUGUACGGCAGGGAUACCUUUGAAGUCCGUGCGUUACUGGAGGCUGUGCGUGUAUAUCGGGAGCAGAAAGGACAUUACGGAACCUGUGACUUGUACUUGGGCUCAGAGGUCGAGAUCCUGAGUAACCUGGUGAUGGAAGACCUGUGCCCUGUGUUGGAGUCUCAGCUCAUUCCCCAUAUCAGAGGGGCAGAGAGUAAACGGAAGCAGGCCUGGCUGAAAAUGCUGGGGGACAUGUAUGCGGUGGUGGAGGCUCAGGUCUCUGCGGAGUUCCCGGCUCUACUUGGAGAGUACGAAGAGCAGAGGCAGCGGCUGGAGAGGACAGUCCGACCCGACUUCAACCAAAUCCUCACCGCCAAGAAGCAGCUCGUGGAGAAGAUCCAAGCUUCGCUGGGGGAGCGAGUGCGCUGCUUUUGCCGAGAUGAGGUUCGGCCCCAGCUCAGACCGGUACAGGAGCUGGUGGCGGGUUCCAUGGCCACUGCCCUUGGGGAGACUCGAAGACUCUUCUCAGAGGAAGUUAGUGAGGUGAUCAGUAAGGUGAAGAAUGGAGAGAACAGCUCGACACUGGCCCAGGUCUGCAGCCAGCUCCUGGUUUUACCAUAUCACUCGGUCCAGAUGCAUCACUGCUACAAGAAGACUGAAGAGCUGGAACAAUACCUGAGCGAAGUGGGGCCUCGGUUCUCUUUCUGUGGCGUCCAUUUCCUGAUGCAUCGAGCUCAAAACAUUGUCCAACAGUUGAUGGAAGAUGCGAUUUACACCUUUCAGCACAUGCUCACUUCAAUGCAGCCACCCAUCAGUCACCCCGGAGAAACCAGCCAGCACCUUGAUAAUACCAGGGCCCUCGUACUGAAGAAGUUUGACUCUGACAGCAAUGCGGCCGUGCGCCAGUUUGUUCGGGACACUCUCCUGGAACUUUUCCUCCCGUUUGUCCUCAAGUCGCUGGAACCCGUUUGCAAACCGGAACUGCCCGAGUAUGAAGCAUACGUGUCUGCAGAUGAAGAGGGAGUAAUACAGCUUGAAGCCACCUACAAGGAGCUUGUCCUUCAUAUUGUGUCAGGAGAAAUUAACAAAGCCACGAAGGAGACUUCCACACAACCAAAGUUCAGUCUAUACAAUGAAAGUAUGGCUUACCUGUGGGACAAUGAGCCCCAGCUCUCCACUGCUGAGCACCCCAAAUCCAUCCAUUCAACCAGCCCUACAGAAUUAUCAGGGCAGUCACCAGCACUUGGGACAAUCAGCGAACACAUGGAUCACACUGAGAGUACGCCAGCCUCAGGAAAUAGCAUGGAGGUAGACGGAAUAUAAUGCAAAGCCCAACUGAGGACUUCAGAAGAUGAACGAAAAGAUGUGGGACAUGUGCAGAUUAGAAGUGAAGUUCAAAAGAAACAGCUCAGUCCAACAAGCCGAAGUCAUUUGGAGACACGAAUCAGAUCUUGGACACACUCCCAGAGGUGACUGAUAUGGACCCCAGUCAUUGUUCAGAUAACUAUUACCCUGGGACAUCCUGUGGCGACCCAUUUCCUGGCAUAUCCGAACCGGCUCACAAUUAGCCAUCUUUCUGGCUAAGGGAGAUAGCCUAUGGGGGUUUGCCAGCACAGAGCUUUGGAGCCUCUGCGCCACGGGGGGCAGGUUAAGUGAGGCUUAAAAGUGAGGCUGGGGAUUUCGAAUAAAGUUUUUUCUUCGACUGCA